UCUGCGCAUGCGCAAACCCGUGAGCUGGGGAGGGAGUAAGGUUCCGCGGUUACCCGGAGGAGAGCGGUCGACAGAAACACUAAUUUAACCCUGCGUAAAGACGAACGACACGGAACGGACAGCUUUGAAAGCUAGCGAAUAUGCCGAAGAAUAAAGGUAAGGGAGGUAAAAAUCGGAGGCGUGGUAAGAAUGAGAACGAGUCUGAGAAGAGAGAGCUGGUGUUCAAGGAGGAUGGCCAGGAAUACGCUCAGGUGAUUAAGAUGUUGGGGAACGGCCGGCUGGAGGCCAUGUGUUUCGAUGGGGUGAAGCGGCUUUGCCACAUCAGGGGGAAACUGCGAAAAAAGGUAUGGAUAAAUACGUCAGACAUCAUUUUGGUGGGCCUGCGAGAUUAUCAGGACAACAAGGCUGAUGUCAUUCUGAAGUAUAACGCAGACGAGGCCAGGAGUCUGAAAGCUUAUGGAGAGCUACCUGAGCACGCUAAAAUCAACGAGACGGACACAUUCGGACCCGGGGACGAUGAUGAAAUUCAGUUCGAUGACAUCGGUGACGACGAUGAGGAUAUCGAUGAUAUCUAAACAAGGACUCUUGCCUAACCCGCCCACCCCUGUACUCUACAAGGAGGAAGGUGACCUCUUCACUGCUGGGAAAGAGACAGGGCUGGGGGCAGCGACCCCUGACCCCUGACCCCGGCUGGAGCCAUUACUCUGUCCCUCCACACACCGUGGCUGAAACUCACAUCCUGCCACUGCAAACACAACUUUGUCAGACACACUUUACUUUUUUUUCUUUUUUUUUUGUUAACUUUUUAAAUGUAUUUAUAUUUUAAUUUCACAUUCGGUGGAAUUUAGGGUCAAAUGCAGAAUACUUGGAUUUACAAUAAAAUUUAAACCAGUUA
Molecule: messenger RNA, 895 nt
Organism: Megalops cyprinoides (Indo-Pacific tarpon)
Lineage: Eukaryota; Metazoa; Chordata; Actinopteri; Elopiformes; Megalopidae
Gene: eif1axb
Product: eukaryotic translation initiation factor 1A X-linked b
Exons: 7
Coding region: 141-575 (144 amino acids)
Biological process (GO): translational initiation
Cellular component (GO): cytoplasm
Molecular function (GO): translation initiation factor activity; RNA binding
Source: RefSeq, a predicted model, not a curated record